Molecule: messenger RNA, 6414 nt
Organism: Bufo bufo (common toad)
Lineage: Eukaryota; Metazoa; Chordata; Amphibia; Anura; Bufonidae
Gene: LMO7
Product: LIM domain 7
Biological process (GO): regulation of signaling; regulation of cell adhesion
Molecular function (GO): protein binding
Source: RefSeq, a predicted model, not a curated record
GAGGGCACGGGGCGUGGCUUAAGUCUGGUGGGAGCGCUCCUACUCACCUGCAGCCGGGCCACUGUGCGGAGACGACGCGCUACUUGUCCGGGGAGUGAAGCACCGUGUGACCGAGGGCCUCCGCCGAGAGACGGCGUCUACACAGAUCGCCAUGGAGUGGAAUGAACAUUCAGAGGUCUCCUGCGAGGUAGCGUUUUCUGAAGCACAAAGAUGGAUUGAGGAAGUAACUGGUAAAGGCUUUGGCGAGCAGGAUUUCCGCUCUGCUCUUGAAAAUGGAGUGCUCUUGUGUGACCUUAUUAACAAGAUCAAGCCUGGAAUAAUUAAAAAGAUUAACAGACUGUCCACACCUAUUGCUGGCUUGGAUAAUAUUAAUGUUUUCUUGCGGGCGGGCGAGAAGCUUGGACUGAAAGAAGCUCAACUUUUUCACCCUGGGGAUCUUCAGGACUUAUCGAAUCGUGUCACUGUCAAACGGGAAGAAACCGAAAGAAGAUUAAAAAAUGUUUUGAUCACCUUGUAUUGGCUGGGAGAAAAGCAACAGAGCCUGGCCCAUAUUAUAAUGGUUCCACAACUUAACUUGAAGGCAUUUGAAGGAUUACUAGGACAAACGCUGACCAAGGUACUAGAAGAGUCCAGUACUUUGAAGAGAAGCGGAAGAGACAGUGGCUGCGGUGACUUGUGGUAUAGUGAGAAAGGAGAAAACCCAUCGCUUCCGGUUCAUACGAGAGACGAUUCUUGGGACAGCUUGGACUCCCUUGGCUCCAGGUCAUAUACAAGCUUUUCCUCAGAUACAACUCUCAAAGGAAGCAGUGAGGGUGGAAAUAGUGACGCAGAGUCUGAACUUACCUACAAGAUGCAGGACUUAGGCAAAAGUGACGUGUCUUACCGAAGGUCCACUACGGUGGAACCUAAGUCGGCUGCUAACUUCAACCAGUUCCUCCCACCUAAAACAAAACAGAUAACUUACAUGCCAGCACCUUUAAGGACGAAGCGGGUUAAUAAAAAUGAGGACAACAGAAAGAGCUGGGGUAGCCCUGUCUUUACAGAUUCUGAUGGAUCAUUUGCCAGCAGUUCAGAUUCUGAGGACGAUGGGAAGUUGCCAGACUUGGUGCUUGAUGAUUUAGCAGAAAGAAAAUUUCACCUGAACAGUAAGCCACCUGUGUCUGUGACUCCUGCUCUUUCUUCUCAACCUCAAAUGGACUCUCAGAAACCUUUGAAAAUACUAACAGACGUACUUCCAUCUACUUGUCAAGGAGGGAGCAGCCCAAACCAAGGAUUGAAAACGAAGACCAUAGAUCAAGAUGCGCUGAAGGACCAUGUAGAUUAUGCCAGAUUUUCUUCAGAUGAAGAAGAGGAAUCUUCUAGGGAAAUGCCAAAUAUUCUCAAGGAUGAUUUCUUUGCUAGAAAAGUCAAUUUGCCUUCCCCAGUGCUGAAGCUUGCCUCUGUACAUAAUAAGGAUCGAUUUCAGAAUGUUAUGUGGAGCCAGACUCGUCCUAAACCUUGGUACAAUGAAUUUCAGGGAUUCAGUAAACGAGCUGGAGGGGACUGUCCAUGGACAUCUGAUCUGGAAUCUGUAUUUAAGCUGAAGAGCGAUCUAAAUUUGAGAAAUGGAAGUGCUGCAGAUUUGGGCUCAAGUUUGAAUAGCAAAGAUGAGGAAAAGGAAACCGUGGAUACGUCUGAAAAGCCAAGUCAAUUUUUAAUACUCCAGGCCCUCCAGAAAAUAACUUCUGAUUUGCUUAUUUCUGAGAACAAAGUGCCUGUUGACCCUGCAUCUGGUCCUAGACUUAUACAUUCUGUUGAGGCUUCAAGUGCACAAAACAAUCCGCCUGUGAAUUAUGGCAUAUGUACCUUACCAGAUCUUGAAAAUGAUGACUUGUUUGCACGAAAGACUGGGACUUUUCACCUCAACCAAGUGAUCAACCUUGGUACACCUUUGGCUCAGGUGCUGGAAAUCGAGAAGGACAUUGUCCUGCAGUCUAAAGAAGAGGCAGACCAUCUUCCAGAUUUGGUGAAGGAUGACAUGAUCGUUCGAAGAGCUCUGUCUGAACCAAAGGAAGUCCAUUUGUCUGGUGCCCCAGACAAUUACAAUGCCGUUCCCUUUCCUGAUCCUUGGUCUCUUCCAGAGGAUAUACAAUCUAAAUUUCUUUGUUUAGUGAAAAAGCCACAAGAGUUAAACAAGACAGAUGGGCAAGGAAGAGUGCUCCGUCCUUCAGACAAAUUGAAGAAAGAUGACAUGCUCACAAGAAAAGUACAUUUUUCUCAAUGUUUAAAUGAUGCAAAGCCAAAGCAUUUUUUGUCUGGCCCAUGCACUAAUGAAGAUCUUCAAAAGUGGGAGUCGAUAAGGGAGGCCAGCAAAAUAAGGCACAAAAAACGACUUAUGGUGGAAAGACUGCGGGAAAAACUCGGUGCGGAAUUGGGAAGUAAAUCAGUGGAAAAUUGCAACGCAGAGGAAAUGCAGAGUUUGCGCCAAGUUCGUCUGGAAGAAUUGCAAAAGAUCAAAAUCGAGAUGCAGGAGCAAGAUCAAAAGUGGCAAGAUGAUUUAGCAAAAUGGAAAAAUCGCCGGAAAAGCUUCACAUCAGAUCUACAAAAGAAAAAAGAUGAGCGAGAAGGAAUUGAAAAGACUGCAAAUGAAGGCCCUGAUAGGACCUAUAAGACAUUUAAAGAGAUGCAACAGGAAAGGGAGCAUAGAGAAAAUGAGACCCACAACAAUGGUCAUCAAAGGUCACAACUUCAGCGGAUGUAUUCAUCAAAUGAAGAUGUCUUUGGAGAGUCCAAUAUUCCAUCCAGGCCAGUUCUAGAAAAGAGUUACACUGUGGAUGUCCCAUAUUCAAGAACAACAGAGGUUUCUCUGUAUGCUACUACCCCAAAUUAUUCUCGCAAGAAGGAAAAUGAUGGCAACUUAAUAAAUUUUGAUGAUGAUGAAUCAGUUCCUAGUGGUCAGACGGAAUCUGAGCCCCAGCCAAAGAUUUACAGUAAUGCUACGUUCACAGUCCAGCAUUCUGAGAAGGCUGAAAGCCCUGAGAUUAAACCUGUCACAAAGGCACUGCCUAAAAAAGAAACCUCUGUCGACUUAGAUAAACCGUACACAAGUAAGAGCACUACUAGCUAUUCCGGAAACAGUUAUGUAGUGCAAGGAAACUCAUUGCCCUCUGACACCAGCAGUAUGCAGAACCAGCCAUACUCGUCCAGUUCCCUGAACAUGGAAAGCAAACCUGGCCGAAUUUCUUCUUCGUUGCCCAGAGGAUACCAAAAGACAGAUACUUCUCGACUGUCAUCAGUGAUUACUGCAAGACCUUUUGGUACCCAGUCAAAGGGAAUCUCCUCAUUUACCAAAUCCUACACAGUGGAUGAUACCCGAAAGUACAAUGGUUCAUCACUGAGUUAUUACAAGCCUGAUGUGGAGAAACCUAGCAGUGUCUUUCAUAGUGAAGAUGAGGCUGACAACAUCAAAGAUGAGAAGAAAAACACUCGAAGGAGUUUUUCUCCAAAACCAUUAAUAUCCAAGUGCAAAAACUCCAUGGACCAGUAUAGCGACAUGAGAAUCAGCAUUAACCAGAAGCCUGGAAGUAGCCAUGACUUUGGGUUUAAAACAAACUGGAACAGUUCAGGGGUUUUUGUAACAUCCGUGGAUUCAGGUAGCCCCGCUGAAUUUUCCCAUCUGCAAGUAGAUGAUGAAAUUCUGUCUGUCAACGGCACCAACGUUUCAUAUAUGGACUAUAAUCAGUGGAGAGGAGCCAUGGACAGCGCUCUGGAAACCGGAAACCUUCUAAUAGAUGUCAGACGAAACGGCAAGAAUGGUCUUCCUGAGAGUAAGUGGAUUGAUGCAAGCUCCUCCAGAUCUCCCCAAUGCGUGGACAAAUUAGAGAUGGUAGAGUCGGUCACUGAUCUUUACAGAGAAAAGUCAAGGAGGCUAAAACAAGUAAAUGGAAUUAAAGAUGAAGUGGAUACUAAGCAAAAAGAACAUGAACCUAUAUCCAUGAGAAACUAUAAAAGGAGGUCUCAGUUUUUUGAGCAAGGAAGCACAGAUUCCUCAGCACCAGAAAUGCCAGUUCCAUCCAUUAAUGUCUCAACAAGGUGGUCUUGGGACCCUGAAGAGGAGAGGAAGAGGCAGGAAAAAUGGCAUCAAGAACAAGAAAAAAUGUUGCAGGAAAAAUACAAACGGGAACAAGAGAGACUUAAAGAAGAAUGGGAGCAAGCUCAGCAAGAAGCCGAGAAAGGAAGAUCUUUUGAUCAGGAACCAGAGAUCCUACCAUUCAAUACCAGCAGGUCCAUGACUUCACAUAGCCCUUUUUCAUACUUAAGAACAGAGCGGUCUGAAGAUUUACUAAGCAGUGAAGACAAUUUUCAAGUGAAUGAGAGGAGGCAAGAAGAAGAACGUGAAAGAAAAAAGGAAGAAGAAGAAAGGUUGAAUUAUUUGGAAGCCCAGCGUAGACAGGUAGCGGAGGAAGAACGUAUGCGCCAGGUAGCAGAGGAAGAACGUAGGCGCCAGGUAGCGGAGGAAGAACGUAGGCGCCUGGUAACAGAGAUAGAACGUAGGCGCCAGGCAGCAGAGGAAGAACGCAGGCACCAGCAAGAAUUAGAAAGAAAAAGGCAAGAGGAAAACAGAAGACAAAAAGAGGAAGAAGAAAGGAGACUUAGAGAAGAGGAAUGGAAGAGGAAAAAACAACAAGAAGAAGAUGAAGAAGAGCAAAGGCUAAAACUACUAAGUGAACGAACCCAAAGACCAGUCAUCAGUUCAUCUUAUUCAAGAUUAUCCAGGACUUUAGAUGAAUCUGAUUAUUCAUCAUACAGCAGCAGCAAAUAUAGAGAUGCUCCUGAUUCAUCAGCUUAUCAAGGAAAUGGCGGACAAGGAAAGAAGGCAUAUGGUUUUGCUGACUGGGUGUUUGAAGAUGAACAAAACAAGACCCAUAAUGUGAAGUCUCAACCAAAAAAACUCCCAUCAGAAAUGGAAGUCAUGGAAAAACAAAAUGUCUCUGAGAUGAGAGACUAUCCAGGCCAAGGCACCCACUACGAAUAUGAAACUAGUUCAUCAAUGAGUGGAUCACAGAAAGAGGGGCCUGCAGAAAUGAAAAGACAGCAAAUAAUCAGAGAAAUGAGGAAGAAAGCCUCUCUUAAUACUGACAACAGCUGGAUCAGGCAGCGGAGCUCUAGUGUGACAAAAGACACCUCAUCACUUCCAGAUUAUAUGAGAAGAGGGGAAUCACUAGACAACCUAGACUCUGGCUUAAACUCGUGGAGACAGUCAUCCUUGGCAAACCACUCAUCCUCUUAUAACUCUUUAUCAUCUAGUCAAGACUUCAGUCAACCCUCUCAAGUGGUAUCCACCUCUAACCGUGCCUACCUGCCCAACCCAUCUCCCAGCCUUCCACUGGUUUCUUCUGGUUCAGUUAAGAGUGCAUCACUUUCCCAGACCUCUGUGGCAUCAUCUGGUUUGCCUCAGAAUCCAUCUUCAUCACAGACGUCUGUUCAACAGCGCAACAAGUCAGUGAGCGGGAAGAAAUUGUGCUCUUACUGUAAUAACAGUUUGGGCAAAGGAGCGGCAAUGAUCAUCGAAUCUAUUGGUCUUUGUUUUCAUUUACAUUGUUUUAAGUGUGUCGCCUGUGAAACAGACCUUGGAGGCUCCCAUUCUGGAGCAGAAGUUAGAAUCCGGAACAACGACCUGUACUGCAACAGCUGCUACAUUAAAUUUAAAUCCGGACACCCCACCUCCAUGUGAAGGUCUUCUCAUCACAGAACCGCUUCUAGAAGUAGCAGAAGAGGAUUGAACAAACACAGAUGUAAAUCUAUAGGCACAAGCUGGAUAUGUGCUUUACACACCGUAUAGAUGUUAUAUAUAAGAUAUGACACCGCAGUUGCCUUUUAUUCUUGUAUUACCUCGUUAACCAGAUUUCUUUGUGGUAUAUUUAUGAGAGGAUAAUCAACGCUAAGGGGCAUGUUGUACUUUCAGUGUUCUGAAUUCUGUAUGUAAGAAGGGCCGCUUUCAUGUAAUUUCCCAAUAUUUUUGAGUCCUUUUUCCAUCUCUUUUCAUUGGUGUCUAAAGGAGGGUAAUUUCAAUAGAAAGUUUCAGACAUUCAGAUUGAGUUCUAUGGCUUUCAUCACUCUGAACAAUAUUUACUUCCUAUAGAAAAGUCAAAUUACAUUGAAAUGCGCAUAUGGCUCUAUAUUUAUAUGAACUUUUAGCACAAUAUAAGGUAUCACCGCUUUGUGGGGAGGUGUGGGAUUGUUUCCGAUACCCAUUUUCUGAGCAUCCAAAUCUAUGCAGGAAUUGUGAUGUAACACAAAUUUUCUCUAGCCUUAUGUUCUUGCUAAAAUUAUUUGUUAAGAAGACGUUUAUUUUUUCUGUCAGAAAGGUUUUCUGUAACUAAAAUAUUUUCUGAUUUACUUUUGUAAAUAAAUUGUGGCUGCAUUUAAAUCGGA